This is a messenger RNA of Cuscuta europaea, 1153 nucleotides long. The record is from the annotation of a GenBank genome assembly. NCBI's taxonomy places the organism in Eukaryota, Viridiplantae, Streptophyta, Magnoliopsida, Solanales, Convolvulaceae.
UAUUAAUUGAAGAAUAUUUACAACCUUAUUUUAUACUUUUACCAUCAUGGAUUACAAUAAAAAUCUAUUUAUAGUUAAUAUUUUAUAACUUAUUCCUCAGUUCCCAUAUAAAUCCACCUCUUUCCGAAAUUCCCAUCAUAUAAACUUGCUUCUCUAUAUUUUUAAUUGUUGUUAAAUCUUUCUAUCUCAGCAUUUCCCUCUGUUAUAGUAGUACUAUGUCGAUAGAACAAUAAUAACAUACGUAGCAUAUAAUAAUAUACAGUAAUAUAUACUCUGUAAAUGUCUUCUCCUGAAUCCCAUAAUAAUUUCUGUGAAGCUGAUGAAGCUGACAAAGAUGAUCAGCAAGAAAGCCAUGGGUCACGACAUGAUGAUGGCUUGACUGAUUCUAACGGGGAAGGCUACUUUGACCUGCCACCGGAAUCUUUUUGUAUCCCGGUGGUUUCCGAGAAAGACUGGUUGUACCAAAAUGCAACCGUGCUCCGGAAAACCUCCCGGAAGUUGGUGUUUCCCCGUGACUCUGGUCACGGCGUGAAGUGCUCUCGGGCGUCGUUGAACCGGAUGCAUAGUCUAUCACGCAUUGCUUUUCCAGCUACUCAGAAGUCCAGAGUGGCCGACGGAAACCACCGGAGUAAUGGGGUGAGCCUGUUCAGAAGCCAGUCUGAACCGGUUUGGAAUUUAGCCAUGCAGCAGCAGCCUGAACCAGCUUCUCCCCAUGUUACUUGUAUGGGAAGGGUCCGGUCGAGGAAGGGAGGAGUCGGGAGAACCGGGAUAGUUAAAUGGUGCAAGACAGUUCUAAGAAACCGAUUUGGAAGAAGCCGGGAUUCGAGCUAAUUUGCGUGUUCUAGUUGCACAUCAUCGGGUUCAAUGGUGUGAUGUAUAAAACCGGUUUGGAAGAAGCCCAGGUUUGAGCUAAUUACAAAGUUCCAGUUGCACAUCAUCUGGUUCAAUGGGUCUAAUCUAAUGUAUAACCCGGUCGUGAAUAAACUCCGACCAGUCUCGGCCAGGUUGCAAAUCCAUAGGAGUCUUUUUUAUUGCAUAUGUUUGUUUCUAUAUAAAAAGUAUGUAAUAAAAUAUGAGGAUUAAUUAGUUAUUCGUUCAUUAAUCACUUUUGUGUGAGCAUUCAAUAGUAAUCUAAUCACUUUAUACACUUCAG